GUCGUUAAUUAUUACAUGUAUCGAUUAUAUUUAUUAUUCUUUAUGUAUUUAUAUCGUAAAAUAAAUGCGCAUUAGCUUUGUGCGCGUUAUAUUUAAUACGUAUCAUUGAAACGCAUGUCACCACUAUCAAUGAAAGGUGUACAUAAAUAAAAGAAAUUGAAAAGUAAAAUGGAAAAAACUAUCAGUAAAAUACUUGAUGUGUCUUGGAGAUUCGGUGUAACCGCAGCAAAUAGUGAUUCGGACAAAGUUGGCAAAUCUUUUCUGCAGCUAAAAUUAUGUCUCGAUGAAGGUAACAGAAUAAAAGAUCACUUCAUCGAGAUGAGUAUCCCUGAAUUUUAUAAAUUUUUGCAUGAUCUAGAGAAAGCAAAGAUUAAUCUCGACUUAUUAGUUUGAAUACUUUAAUUAUAUAUAAAAGUAAUAUAAAUGUUAUAUCAUCAACGUACAAUUACUUUAAUGUUAAUUAUAAUAUAUAAGUAACAUGUUAUCUUU
Messenger RNA from Vespa mandarinia (Asian giant hornet), 489 nucleotides. Its product is annotated as COMM domain-containing protein 7. The record is from RefSeq and is a predicted model, not a curated record. NCBI's taxonomy places the organism in Eukaryota, Metazoa, Arthropoda, Insecta, Hymenoptera, Vespidae.